CGUGGACCACCAUAAAUAUGACGACCACAGCUGUCCCGAGAGCUACAAGGCUGAUGUUCGAAUUCCAGUAUGUCCCCUAUGUAACCAACCGGUCCCCAGUAAGAGAGGCGAGGCUCCUGAUCUUGCUGUUAACGAUCAUAUGGAGAAUAACUGUAAAAAUAAAAACAAAAAGAUUUAUACUAACAAAUGCUCAGCAAAUGGUUGCAAGACUAAGGAGAUGGUUCCUGUUUCCUGCAAUGCCUGUGGCCUGAACUACUGCUUACGACACAGGCACACUACUGACCACGACUGCAAAGGGCCUGCAACGUCACGAGAUAAAGCAGCUAAAGCCGCCAUGUCACGCAGCAGCACUAGUAGAGGGCAGAGCAAUGGCAGCGUCUCUCGUGGCCUCAGCAGCUUAGCCGAUGCAAGUGCCCAAGGUAUCAGGAGGUACUUCUCCCCUUCCCCAUCAUCCACCGGACCCAGGCCGACUGGGCACUCACAGCAGCACCAGAGACAGCCGGUCCGAACACCGCCCAGCGUGUCGUCACUCCAGGGAGGAAUGUCAGAGGACGAAGCCUUGGCCCGUGCAAUGGCAGCCUCUGUACAGGAUGCCAACAAGGCACCACGACCACAGCAGCAACAGCCAUCUCGAACUAGUCCCCAGGAAAGUGAGGAUGAACAGCUGGCCCGAGCUAUUGCCGCUAGCUUAGAGGAAACUUCUGCACAGUCUGCAUCACGGAACCAGCAAGGCAAUAACAGCAGCAACUGUAAUGUUUGUUGAGGGAAUGCAGGAACUAUCUCAGGAAUACAUUUGGGUUUUAAAGUAUACGUGGUUUGCCUAAGUUAAAAAGGAGAAGCUGUUAUAUGAAUUAAUGAGGAUUUUUAAAAACUGUGGUCAGUUGUUAUUUUUGAGUAUGGUUGUAUAUGUUUGCAUGUACUUGUGUGGAUGUGAGUGUGCAUUUUAAUACACAUAUGUUUUUCACUUUGAAUACUCCUAGGAUGUAUUUUGGUUAUAUACGUAAUGCCAGUUUUCUUUGACAUAAACUUUGCAAAGAUUUUUGUUUUUUGACAGAAGUAAUCUUUCUUGAUUUUAAAUAUGAUUUGUAUGUGUGUAAUCUGUUACCUGAAAUUAGUACAGAGUUACCAUUUAAGAAGAACUGAUACCUGAAAGUUGGCUUUGUAAAUUUUAUACAUACUUUGUCAAAAUCAAAAAUUACAGAAAUAAAUAGCCAUCAGAAUUUUAUUUUUCAGAAUUGCUGGAUUGAUUUUAUUGCUCAUGAACAAUAUAUUCUAAUUUUGAUUUGUUUUCCUUCUAUUAUUUAUUAUUGCUAUAACUUUUCCUCAGAAUAUAGUCAAAGAACAUACAAUAUAUACCAUCUAUAUAACAUCAUCAAACCCUAAUUCAUGCUUUAAUGUCCUGUGGUGUAAUUGAAUAAUGAGAGGAUUGUAUCACGCUCAGUCACUCUUGCUUAGUCAUACAUAACUUCAUUCACUUCAUUCACCUGUGUACACCUAUAUGUUCUUACACACACUUUCUCACCCACACAUAUAAUUUGAUUAUAAUGCCUCUAUUAUAUAAGAAAAAUAAACUUGAAAAUGAAGAAACAGAUACAUAUGUAUAUAAUAACUCCCUUAUAUAUAGAUUAUUCUUACAAUGGGAUUCAAGGAAACUAUAAUUGCUGUUAUUGCAAAGUUCAUCCACUACCUUGAGGCAGACCCCAUCUGUGGACCAAAUUUACAGACACACUUGUUUAUGAUUUUGUUAGAAAUUUGUAUUUUAGGAAUAUGAAAAAUAAAUUUCAAAAAGCGAAAAAUUUUGAAUCGUACUGUAAGGUUAUAUUGUAUAUUUUUUCUCUAUUCUGCCUAAUUGCAAAUAUGAAUAUUGUUGGUGUGUAUGAUUGAUGCUUACAAACUUUUGCUGCAUGAUCAGUAUUUUUUUUUUUUUUUUUUUUUUUUUUUUUUUUUUUUUUUUUUUUUUUUUUGCAGUGAGAGAAAUUUAAGGUUUUUGAAAUUGCAUGAGAUGUAGAAUUUAUAAACCAAAUUAAAGUCAUGUAGAAGUGUUGUGGAGAUCUUUAGUUCAAAUAACUCUUGCAAAUGCACGCUCAGUUCACUUCUCUCGACAAAUACUUUUUGUGAUAUUUUGGUCGACUGUGGUCCUCUUGUGUAGAUAUCAAUUUGAGAUGUAACUCCAGUAAAGGGAAAGAAAAAAGUUCCUUAAAAAGCUCACACAUUAUCAAUUUUUUGUUUUUUUCACAAUAUAUAAGUAAUAAAAUUGCCUUGGUUGCCUUGGUAUCUACUUCAGUACAUUUUAGUGAUGUGUGUAUAUAUAUAGUAUUUUUUUCAAUUUUAAAUUCUGUUCAUUGUGAUCUUAAUGUUGACUAGAUGUAAAUAGUAAUUACACUUUGUUUUGGUUUGGUGUAUUACUUAAAGAGUUUUGUAGUCAGAAUAUUUACAGUUUUGUUCCCAUUACAUUCACAGUUAAAAGAUAAUAUCCUCAAUAUUUUCAAUUAGGGGUGUGUGAAAUAGCCUUUUUGUGUAGUAGCAGAUAAAUUUUAUAUCAGACUAGCUUUGAGUGAGUGAGUGAGUGAGUGAGUGAGUGAGUGAGUGAACGUGUGUGCAUGUGUGUGCAUCUGUGGCUGUGUACAUUUUCAUUAUACAAGAGAUCAAGAUAGCUAUGCUGUACAACACAUUGUUCUAAUAGUUAAAACUUUUACCUGUGUACUUCACUUAUAGAUUUUGUAGCAAUAUCAUGUUUUUGUAUCACUGCCAUUGAUGUCCUUAACAUUUGCUUACAAUUUUGAAUAUUUGAUAUUUACCAGUUUCAAUUAUACUCAGGAAUUAUAAUGUAUUUUGCUUCUCAGUGUUGUAUUGAGUGGGUUUGUGUCACAGCUCAGAAUUCUCCUGAAGGUGUUACGGGCACAUGUGUUGUUAACACUAGGUUUAUCUUAAGCAUGUUUAUUGAUUGUCCUCUGGAGAAGCUUGUUCUCUGAAGUGCCUCUUCUUAUAGAUCUGUAUUUAUGAACAUGCCUGAAACAGGAAGAACAGUGAAGUAGUGGGAGGUCCACAUAAGCUGAUUACAUGCACAUAUAUCCAUGCAGAUAUACACACACGCACACAACUUAAACUUUUGGGUCCGAAUGAAAGUGAAUCACAGAAUUUUUAUAAAUAUAUAAUUUAAACUGUUGAUGUUGGGAUAACAUUCUUACAUGCCAUAUCCUCUUCUGUUUUGCUGACACAUAGUAGUUGUCUCCACAGCUGCUUAGUCACCAUGGAGUUGGUUGCAAGGUCUACAUUAUCCCCAUGGUCUUUGAAUUUUGGGAAAGAAAAGUUUAGAUUUUUAUUACUCUUAGUAUUGUUGAUAGAAAUACCAGCAACAAUAAUAGUAAUAUUUGUAAUGAUAAUGACAUUUAUAAUGAUAAUAAUAGUAUUAAAAAAACCCCUUAAGAAUUGAGAAUUGAGAUCAGAUAAGCAUGCUAAUUGUUUCAUUGGUAACUAAGCACUUGUGAACCCAUCUAUGUGUAAGCAGAACAAAAUGAAUCUAUGAAGAGCCAUUCAAGUAUAUGAUGCCAAUAGGUUAAAGAUACUAUUAAGACUCAAACUACAAGUGGAAUAUUUCUUUUUUUUUGGGGGGGGGGGGUUAUUUACUUACGUGAGCACCCAUAUUUGAUGGUAUUUGUAUUGUAUUAACUGCCUGAACUAGGAAGUACUUAUUCUUAUUUUCACUAACAGAUAGUCAUAUUGUUGUACAUGGUAUAACUAUGAACAGCUGAUGUGUAUUAUGGGCAGUUUUUGCAUUCCUUUGCUACAUGAUGGAUUGGACAUCACAGAAACAAAUGGGAGCUGACAUUUUUUUCAUGUUAAGUAGCAGUAGCGUAUGAGUGAAUAUAGAAAUGUUAGUUUAAAAGAAGACAUGAAUAAUUGGAAAGGGAUGCUUAGAAUGCAUUAUUUUUGUUGUGUGUUUACUUAAGAUGAGUUAUGCCAAAGAUUGAGGUAAAUUAAAUUUGUUUAUUGUGAUGUAUUUGCACUUUUUUGUAAUGUACAAUUAGUGUGGUAAAAAAAAAUAUAUUUUUCCAUAUAUAACAAUAGGAAAUAUUUGUAUAUGGAUUGUUUCCUUAA
Penaeus vannamei (Pacific white shrimp) is the source of this 4098-nucleotide messenger RNA. The record is from RefSeq and is a predicted model, not a curated record. Lineage: Eukaryota; Metazoa; Arthropoda; Malacostraca; Decapoda; Penaeidae.